GGACACAACAAAAAUCGCUAUCGCGGCGCGAGUGUGCUCUGAGAAGCAGGUGCGCGGUAGAUCGAAGCGGCUCGGAGCCUGACGCCGGCCGCCAUGGCAGGAGGAGGCGGAGAUGCAGGAGGAGGGGAUUCGCUGCCUCGCAGGGCGUGGAAGCAGUACCUGCUCCAGCUGCAGCUCCACCCUCUCCGCACCAAGAUGAUCACGGCGGGGUGCCUCGCCGGCGUCAGUGACUCCGUCGCGCAGAAGCUCUCCGGGUACCAGUCGAUCGAGAAGCGCCGCCUCCUGCUCAAGAUGAUGUUUGGAUUCGCGCAUGGAGGCCCAUUUGGGCAUUUCCUGCAUAAAUUGUUGGAUUAUAUCUUUAAAGGAAAGAAGGAUACCAGAACUGUUGCUAAGAAGGUGUUGCUGGAGCAGAUCACCUCCUCUCCGUGGAACAACCUACUCUUCUUAUUCUAUUAUGGAUAUGUUGUCGAGAAGAGGCCUUUCAAGGAGGUGAAGGCUAGGGUCAGGAAACAAUAUCCUUCAGUGCAGUUGUCUGCUUGGAUGUUUUGGCCAAUAGUUGGCUGGAUAAACCAUCAGUACGUGCCACUCCAGUUCCGGGUUAUUGUCCACAGCUUCGUCGCAUGUUGUUGGGGGAUAUUUCUCAACCUCCGCGCCAGGGCAGCUUCUUUGAAGCAGUCAUAGACUGGUUUAGAAGCAAGAUUGUGGCUCGGCUCCGACAUGGAGUAACAACGAUGCUAAGCUUGAUAUUGUGUACUGCUGGUAGUUCAGUGUAUUUAAGUUGUUUGAGGAUUUAGAAUAUUUCUCUAGAGUUUAGAUUGUUCGUUGCUUCCUGAUGAUGCGAGGCUGCUUAUCAGGGUACUCUGUUAUUCAUGCUCUGGAAAAAAGAGUGCUCUGCUAUUGCCACAUAAGCUCUGUGAUACUGAUGGAACAAAAUUAUAUUAGCCAAGCUUAUAUUUGGCCUGCCUUUCAA
Molecule: messenger RNA, 970 nt
Organism: Lolium perenne
Lineage: Eukaryota; Viridiplantae; Streptophyta; Magnoliopsida; Poales; Poaceae
Product: peroxisomal membrane protein PMP22
Cellular component (GO): membrane; cytoplasm
Source: RefSeq, a predicted model, not a curated record